GCUCCCCUCUCCAAUCCAGUACCAGGGAUGGCGUGCACACAUGCGGCGUGCCCGCUGUUUGGCGCGCUGCCCGCCUCGGCCGACGAACUGGGCCGCUGCCGGCGCUGCGGCCAGGCGCUUCCCGGCGCCGCGGCUGCCGCUGUUGAGGCGGCCGGGCCGCCGCUGCCCCCAGGGCUCCCUGCACCAGGGGAUGGCUCUGCCGCGGCUGCCCCGCCGCCCGCCCCGGGCCCGGGCCUCGUCGACGACGGCACUGGUCUGACCCAGGCGGCCGUGCACCUCAACCUGAGCGACUCCGACAUCGACGUCGAGCCCGGUGGCGGCACGGGUUUCGUGCCGCCCAAGCAGGGCUCUCAGGCGACAGGCUUGGGUGUGGAGCAGGAGAUGGACACCGACCUCGCGGACGACACCGGGAUGACCAUCCGGGACACGCUGUUCCGCGAGUGGGCGGAGCAGGAGAUCAUUGUGCACUUCGAGCUCAUCCAGGCGAUGGCUAUCAGCAACCCGUCCGUCAACCAGCUCCCCAUCGCCCUCCCCAAGGACCUCGACGCUCUAAAAAUGAUAUGCCGGAAGUUGGCCUACGGAAUUGCAGCUGAUCGCGGCACGCUUGCGCACGGUCUCGCCCUCUGCGACCUGACGGGCAAGGCGCCCCUGGACGAGGAGGGCCACGCCAGCAUCCACAAGAUCGCCGACGAGGUCCGCGCCGCCGCUCUCGCCUGCGAGAAGGAGCUUUCAGGAGUGCUGGCGGAGCGCAAGCGGUCGAAGCCUAUCAAGCUUCCACUCUGGAAGGAGCUCGGCGCGGCCGCACGCGCUCUCCUCUGCUCCCCCAUUGCCCCCGGCUGCCAGGUGACUCUCCUCGCACAGUGGUCCUUCAUCCUCCCGGACUGCGGCGACAGCGUGAACUUCGUGGACAUCUCCCGCCGGGUCUCAGAGCUCUUGGAGAAGGGGGACGAAAAGGCCUGGGACCUGACCGCCGGCCAGCACGUGGUGGCCUGGGCCCCGGAUGAUGCGGGGGCUCUGGCGCGGCUCUUGGCCGCGUUCCUGAGGCGCUCGGAGCCGGCCCGGCGACCGGCCUGUCUGCAGAUGGUGGUGCCCCUCCCGCCCACUCACGGCAUGAAGGACGUCGUGGGGGUCACCGAUCUCUGGUCGCACCCGCUCCUCGGGGACAAAUGGGCGCCUAUAGUUCGUUCUCAGUCGUUCUGCGCGCAGCCUCUGGAGAUGAUUCUCCCUGGGCGGAACCAGCCGAGGCACGUCCAGACGGGCCUCGCGAUCUUCGGCAUCUCCUUGGACUCGGCCCGCCACGUACCGAUUUGCCUGGACUUGGUCAUCCCCGCGACGUGCGCGGAGCUCGACGCCAUCAUCCUUCUGGACCGCCUCCGCCGCUCCAUGGCGACCACGGUGCAUUUCGCCCUGAACACCAUCUACGACAACCGGGAGGCGAUGAUCUUGGAGAUCACGAGUCCGGAGUGCUUGCCGCGCCUUUGGCCCCUAUGCUCGCAGAUGACCCUCCUAUCGCGCGCUAAGGCGCUGGUCAUCUCAGUCGCGGCUUCGGACACCUGGGCGGGGGUGAUGGACCACAUCCUGAAUCAUGACCCCGAGGUGUCGGCCUCCCGCCUUCGCUGGCGGCCUUCGGCCCACGGUGGGCGCCCCGUGGCUACGCCCUCGGCGACCACUGCAGCGCUGGCGGCCGCCCGCAGGAAAACCCACUCGGGAGGAGGUCUGGAGCACAUGGCGGACAUUGUCGUCCGGGGGGAGCUGGGCACGCAGGACUCCAAGGUGAUCGCGAUGCUCAUGGACCAUGUGACCUCGCAGCGCGGCGUCGCGCUGCAGGAAUCCACGGAGCCUCAGGGGCUACGCCCUGGGGAGUACUUCCCCCUGCGGUCCCGCGAUGUGCGCGGCCCUCCCGGCCGCGUUCGAGCGCUUCUUCGUGACCGGGAAGAGGUCCGCAGGCUACAUGCCAGCCUUCAUGGGCAGGCGAUUCGGGUCGGCAACGAGCACGCGCGGGUCGAGAUCCUCAACGGCUCCAUCCUUGCGCUGUCGAGGCCGGGAAACGGGACAGGG
Prorocentrum cordatum is the source of this 2058-nucleotide messenger RNA. NCBI's taxonomy places the organism in Eukaryota, Dinophyceae, Prorocentrales, Prorocentraceae. The record is from the annotation of a GenBank genome assembly.